AAGGAUCAAAUCAAAUGUUCCCGUUUCUCGGUCGGCCGUUCAUGUCUUCCCUCUCGCCUCCCGAAAACGCCGGGAUCGCGGCCCUUCCUUCCACCGGAUCUGGCGUCAGGUAAUAGAGAGGAGGAGGAGGAGGGGGAGGAGGAGAAAUGGCGCAUCGAGUGGACAAUGAGUACGAUUACCUGUUUAAGAUUGUUCUGAUAGGGGAUUCUGGCGUGGGGAAAUCCAACAUCCUCUCCAGGUUCACGCGCAACGAGUUCUGCUUGGAAUCCAAGUCCACCAUCGGCGUCGAAUUCGCCACCAGGACUCUUCAGCUAGAGGGGAAGACAAUCAAGGCUCAGAUAUGGGACACGGCUGGGCAGGAAAGGUACCGAGCCAUCACCAGCGCUUACUACAGGGGUGCAGUAGGAGCACUCCUGGUCUAUGACAUAACAAAGAAGCAAACUUUUGAAAAUGUUCAAAGGUGGUUACGCGAGCUGAGGGACCAUGCCGACUCGAACAUUGUGAUCUUGAUGGUUGGGAACAAGGCAGACUUGAGGCAUCUUCGAGCAGUCACAGAAGAGGAAGCCCAGAUGUUAGCUGAGAAAGAAGAGAUUUCUUUCCUGGAGACAUCAGCUUUGGAGGCACUUAACAUAGAUAAGGCAUUUCAGACUAUUUUAAAAAAUAUCUACCAGAUAAUCAGCCGAAAGGCACUUGCUGCUGCAGAGGCAGCAGGAACAGUUCCCAGCCAAGGCAUGACCAUCAAUGUAUCGGAUCCCGGUGGAGGCUUCACAAAGAAAGGUUGCUGUUCAAAUUAGCUAAUUUGCCUUUUGUAUGGGUGAUUUGCCCAGAAACUUGGAUCCGCCCAAGGCACUUGGAUUUUCCUAAGACUAGAAUGAUUGAAAUUAUCAUAUGCUGCAGGAGAUGUACUGAUCUUGUCUUAGGUAAAGCAUCAUAAUCUUUGUUCUUGCUAAUGAUACUUUGGAUGAGCAGAGUUACUUUUUCUUGCAACUGCUGAACAGAUAACCACAUUGGUCAGAGGCAGCUAAACGGCUUGCAGAUGUUCAGGCACAGGCAGGUGUGCUUGAAAUUAUGAAUUAACCCAGCUAGAGUUCCAAAGAGUAGGCAUUAAGAUACUUCUGUAUCACCUUGGAGUUGCCUCAGAUGAGUGCGAAGGGGGCUGGAAUCGAAUAACCAAUCGGCAAUCUGCAUGGCCUCCAUGGCUAGGCUGUGAUCAUGUCGCACUUAUGCUAUAGAUAAUGCAAAAGCAAGAUGAAGAUGAAGCAACGAUCAGCACUGUUGCACUUCAAGAUGAAGUGCCACUGGCUAAUGGUUUCGCAUUGACUGCAGUUAUUUAUCUACCUUAGAGUGUGAAAAUUGCAAAUUGCAGGGAACAAGCACCAAAAGCUAGACAUCUAUCUUAAGAUUUUGGCUUGCAACUGAAGUGCUUGAGGGUUCUCAUGCGGUGGUAGAUUGAGCAUCUUGCUACUAAACAAAGCAGUGCUUCUGUUCCUUCUUGCCAGCAAGGAAGAGACAGUCGAACCCCUGGAGGUUUUCUUCCAUGUUGUCCUGCCAUGGAACCUUGAUCUGUUGCAGUGCUUUUGUGUCGAAUUGAAUCCAUGGUCACCGGAUGCCUUUAACCUCUUUCUGCUGGGAUUCACUUUUUUCACAAGAUCUUCAAUGCAUCUAGCAUCAGAUAGAGAUCUAAACGACUCUGAUUUCCCUUCAAAAUACUUGGACAGCCCUCUUCUGCAGAUUUGACAGUUUCAACCUCAUUAGCUGAUGAAACAUCGAAGAGUUUGCAUUGCAAACUGAUAAUCCAGUACUUACUUGAUUGGGAGGUCGUCCACGAGCGAAGAUAAGUCGAAAGAAGAUUGAUUUGGAUCAAAUUGCGAUGCAUUUGAUGAGAGGGAAGACGACGAGCUCGGAGAUGUGGAGGUUGCAUCAUCUGUAAGAUCCGACAAUGUCGACAAGAUGGAGUCAUCAGAAUUUCCAUAAAAUGAUGAAGAUUCACACCUCUUAUCAUCAUCAUAAUCAUCAUCAAUUCUCUUCAAACAUAGGCCAUUGGUAGCAUCAUCCUUAGCACCUUCACCCAUUUCACAGGCAGGGGAUGGUGAUGCAGGUGCUGCCAUCUUCAUAUGAAUCAACAAAUAGUUGAUGGAGAUCAAGUGGAAACGGAAACAAGUUUUGUUGUUAGUUAUAUUUGUUCUGCUUUUGCGGGCUUUCUCUUAUAUUGUGUUGUUGUGCCAUGGUCCUCGGUCAUUGUCUUUUAGAGGAUUAGAAUCACAUGUCUCCACCUGCUGUUGAUUAGGGAGAGUUUGUGGAUAGGAUGAUGAACAUGGAUAGAAGCGACCUCGAUCAUCCAUAUCUGCCACGUUUUAUUUUAUUCUUUUCUGGUUUCUUU
Molecule: messenger RNA, 2380 nt
Organism: Zingiber officinale
Lineage: Eukaryota; Viridiplantae; Streptophyta; Magnoliopsida; Zingiberales; Zingiberaceae
Product: ras-related protein Rab2BV-like
Exons: 7
Coding region: 147-794 (215 amino acids)
Cellular component (GO): endosome
Molecular function (GO): GTP binding; GTPase activity
Source: RefSeq, a predicted model, not a curated record